Molecule: messenger RNA, 2469 nt
Organism: Mugil cephalus (flathead mullet)
Lineage: Eukaryota; Metazoa; Chordata; Actinopteri; Mugiliformes; Mugilidae
Gene: crnkl1
Product: crooked neck pre-mRNA splicing factor 1
Exons: 14
Coding region: 151-2406 (751 amino acids)
Biological process (GO): mRNA splicing, via spliceosome; spliceosomal complex assembly
Cellular component (GO): Prp19 complex; precatalytic spliceosome; post-mRNA release spliceosomal complex
Molecular function (GO): protein binding
Source: RefSeq, a predicted model, not a curated record
AGAGUCGCAAAGCACUGUGGGUACUGUCAUGGCGGCGUACGCUGCUUGAGACCAAAACGUUUCGUUUCCCUUUGACGCUGUUGUUAAAUUGUAGUAAUAAUAAUACUAAAAGUUUGGCAAAAAUAAUAUUUGGUUUAACAAGACAACAAAAUGGCGUCAACCGCGGCAGGGAAGCAGCGGAUACCGAAGGUGGCGAAGGUGAAAAACAAAGCUCCCGCAGAGGUUCAGAUCACCGCUGAGCAGCUGCUGAGAGAAGCCAAAGAGAGGGAGCUCGAACUUCUGCCUCCGCCACCAAAGCAGAAGAUCACAGAUCAGGAGGAGCUGAACGAUUACAAACUGAAGAAGAGGAAGGGCUUUGAGGACAACAUCAGGAAGAACCGCACAGUCAUUAGUAACUGGAUUAAAUACGCACAAUGGGAGGAAAGCCUGAACGAGAUCCAGAGAGCUCGCUCCAUCUACGAGCGAGCGCUGGAUGUCGACCACCGCAACAUCACCCUGUGGCUGAAGUACGCCGAGAUGGAGAUGAAGAGCCGCCAGGUGAACCACGCCCGCAACAUCUGGGACAGAGCCAUCACCAUCCUCCCACGGGUCAACCAGUUCUGGUACAAGUACACCUACAUGGAGGAGAUGCUGGGGAACGUCGCCGGCUGCAGGCAGGCGUUUGAGCGCUGGAUGGAGUGGGAGCCCGAAGAACAGGCCUGGCACUCAUACAUCAACUUUGAGCUCCGCUACAAGGAAGUGGACAAGGCCCGCACCAUUUAUGAGCGAUUCGUCAUCGUUCACCCCGAGGUGAAGAACUGGAUCAAAUACGCUCGGUUUGAGGAGAAGCACGGAUACAUCGCCCACAGCAGGAAGGUGUACGAGAGGGCGGUCGAGUUCUUCGGAGAAGAAUAUGUGGACGAGAACCUCUUUGUGGCGUUCGCCCGGUUUGAGGAGACGCAGAAGGAGUUUGAGCGCGUGCGGGUGAUCUAUAAAUACGCUCUGGACAGGAUCCCCAAACACCAGGCCCAGGAGCUCUUCAAGAACUACACCAUGUUCGAGAAGAAGUUUGGAGACCGGAGGGGAAUCGAGGACGUGAUCGUCAGCAAACGGCGCUUCCAGUACGAAGAGGAAGUCAAGGCAAACCCACACAACUACGACGCCUGGUUCGAUUACCUGCGCCUGGUGGAGAGCGACGCCGACCCCGACACGGUGAGGGAGGUUUACGAGAGGGCCAUCGCCAACAUCCCGCCCAUCCAGGAGAAGAGGCACUGGAGGCGCUACAUCUACCUGUGGAUCAACUACGCCUUGUACGAGGAGCUGGAGGUGAAGGAUCCUGAGAUGACGAGGCAGGUUUAUAAGGCCUGUCUGGAUCUCAUCCCCCACAAAAAGUUCACGUUUGCAAAGAUCUGGCUGCUCUACGCUCAGUUUGAGAUCCGACAGAAGAACCUGCAGGGAGCCAGGAAAGUCAUGGGCAUGGCCAUCGGUAAAUGCCCCAAGAACAAGCUCCUGAAGGGCUACAUCGAGCUGGAGCUGCAGCUCAGAGAGUUCGACCGCUGCAGGAAGCUCUACGAGAAAUACCUGGAGUUCAGUCCUGAGAACUGUACCACCUGGAUCAAGUUCGCCGAGCUGGAGACGAUCCUGGGCGACGUGGAGAGAGCGCGCGCCAUCUUUGAGCUGGCCAUCGGUCAGCCGCGCCUGGACAUGCCCGAGGUCCUGUGGAAGUCGUACAUCGACUUUGAGAUCGAGCAGGAAGAGUUUGGAAACACCAGGAACCUUUACAAGAGGCUUCUGCAGCGCACGCAGCACGUCAAGGUCUGGAUCAGCUACGCCAAGUUUGAGCUGUCCAUCGACGACCCCGAGAGGCUGGAGAGGUGCCGGCAGAUCUACGAGGAGGCCAACAAGGGCAUGAGGAGCUGUGAGGAGAAGGAGGAGCGGCUCAUGCUGCUGGAGUCCUGGAGGGACUUCGAGAGGGAGUUCGGCUCCGACUCCACCAGGGAGAGAGUCAGGAAGCUGCUGCCGGAGAAGGUGAAGAAGAGGAGGAAGCUGACGGCCGAGGACGGGUCGGACGCUGGGUGGGAGGAGUACUACGACUACAUCUUCCCAGAGGACGCCGCCAACCAGCCCAACCUCAAGCUGCUCGCCAUGGCCAAGAUGUGGAAGAGGCAGCAGGUGAACACCAACGAGGAGACGCUUCCAGAGGAAGAGACGACGGCGGCGUCUCCGUCUUCUGACGAACCGUCGACUCAACCUGAGCAGCAGCCGGACGACGAGGAGAGAAACACAGAGACACACGACGACAACCGAGACCACGACGACGAUGAUGACGACGACGAAAGCAGCAGCAGCAGCAGCAGCGAAAGUGAUGAGGAGGAGAAUAAUAAUAAAGAGGAGGAGAAGAAGAGCAGUGAAGACGACAAAGAUUAGACUCGACGCUCACAUCCAGCCUCCGUUUUAUAGUUUUAUAAAUAAAAACAACAAGAAGCAGCA